Coffea arabica (coffee) is the source of this 399-nucleotide messenger RNA. The record is from the annotation of a RefSeq genome assembly. Lineage: Eukaryota; Viridiplantae; Streptophyta; Magnoliopsida; Gentianales; Rubiaceae.
AUGACUAGAAUUAGACGGGGAUAUAUAGCUCGGAGACGUAGAACAAAAAUUCGUUUAUUUGCAUCAAGCUUUCGGGGGGCCCAUUCAAGACUUACGCGAACUAUUACUCAACAAAAAAUAAAAGCUUUGGUUUCGGCUCAUCGAGAUCGGGAUAGUAAAAAGAGAAAUUUUCGUCGUUUGUGGAUCAUUCGGAUAAACGCAAUAAUUCGUGAAAGAGUAGUAGAAUGGGCACUAUCCUAUAGUUAUAGUAGAUUAAUACACGAUCUGUACAAGAGACAGCUGCUUCUUAAUCGUAAAAUACUUGCACAAAUAGCUAUAUCAAAUAGGAAUUGUCUUUAUAUGAUUUCCAAUGAGUUAUAUAAAUAUAAAGAAGUCGAAGAAUCCAGUGGAAUAAUUUAA